GUGCAACAUAGGAGCGUGUUUGAUGUUGCAGAGGUGGAACCUAUGGCAAGAGAUGAUGACGAAGGGGUGAUCAGUAAUGAUGAAGCAUAUCAACAGAAUGAGUCUUGCAUUGUUGAUGAGAUUGUCCAAGUAGAAGUACAAGAAUUGGGGCCAUUGGAUAGAGAUGACGUUGAUUCAAAUUGUAUUAAUACAAGUGAUGGGCAAGAUGACACACUAGACGAUUAUUGUAUUGAUGAAGAAGAGAAUAUGUGA
Messenger RNA from Ilex paraguariensis (yerba mate), 252 nucleotides. Lineage: Eukaryota; Viridiplantae; Streptophyta; Magnoliopsida; Aquifoliales; Aquifoliaceae. The record is from the annotation of a GenBank genome assembly.